AUGGACCCGAUCCGGGGCUUCUACGAGAGACUGCGGGCCCUAGCCAGCACGCUGGACUGCGAGACGGCGCGGCUGCACCGGGCGCUGGACGGGGAGGAGAGCGACUUUGAAGAUUUCCCACUGAGAGUUUUACAUGACCUUCAUUCAGAAGUUUGGACUCUAAAGGGUGAUGUUAAUGUUCUUCUUGGGAAAGCAAGAUUGGAAAGUCAAGAAAGCACUGGUUUCAUAAAGGCAACAAAAGUGUUGAUGAAAAAAAAUUCAACUGAUAUCAUGAAAAUAACAGAGUAUUUCCAGAAAUAUGGAUAUAAUCCUCGUGUCAAGGACAAUUCAGUGCCUAAGCAGGAAGCUACUAACUCUGCUCCAGAGCUGUCUAAGUGUGAAGAUGUCCCAGAGUCUGAUGCGAAGGAUGGCCUGUCUGGUCCUCCCCUUCCAAGCAGUUCUGUUUCUGAGAAGGCUCCACGGAGUCCACAACUUUCAGAUUUUGGACUCGAGCGGUACAUGAUACCCCAAGUUUUACCAAACCCUCCACAGGCAGUAAACAGCCAUAAAGAAGAGCCCAAAACUGCAAUGCAACCUGCCAAACAGUCACCACUUAGAGUACUGAAAACUCCAAGGUGUGAGCUGAAGAUGGAGGAUUUUGAGUGUGUGACUCCCAAGUUAGAACACUUUGGUAUUUCUGAAUAUACCAUGUGUUUAAAUGAAGAUUACACAAUGGGACUUAAGACUAUGAAGAAUAAUAAAAGAGAAGAGACUGGAGAAACAGAAUCAAAGACUAGUGAUAAUUUUCUUGCCACUCCAGGCCCCACCAUCCAGCAGCUGGAAAAAAGCAAUGCUGAGGAUACAGAUUCCCCCUUGGCACCUACAUUCUGCACUCCUGGUUUGAAAAUUCCUUCUACAAAGAGCAGCAUGGCUUCGGUACCCCCAAAUUACCCAUUAUCGAAAACACACAGUUCAUCAAGCGAUCUGAGCGUGAAAGCUUGCACUUCGUUAGUUUUAAAUUCGGACGACUGCCUGGAGAACUUCCCAGAGCCCUCCUCUCCCACAAUUUCCUCCUAUGAGAAUCUGCUCAGUACACCGCCGCCUCCAGAAAUCACUACAAUUCCAGAAGAUCUUCUGCAGAUUUUAUCAAAAUACAACUCAAACCUAGCUGCUCCAGUAGCAGUUAAAGCAGUGCCACCCAGCAAAGGGCUUCUUAAACGGGGACAGAACAUCCGAGGUGUUGGCAACAAAGAGAACUGAAGUCCUGGCAGACCAUCCAUCAGACACGAGCGGAAUGAGAUGGCAGCAGAGCUGGGCUCGUCUGUUACAUCCCCCUCACCUCCUUCCUCCUGACGCUGACGUCAUUACAUGCUUUCUAUGA
Messenger RNA from Carlito syrichta (Philippine tarsier), 1360 nucleotides. It is a transcript of the gene SKA3, whose product is annotated as spindle and kinetochore associated complex subunit 3. Gene Ontology annotation, biological process: mitotic cell cycle; chromosome segregation. Gene Ontology annotation, cellular component: outer kinetochore; spindle microtubule. The record is from RefSeq and is a predicted model, not a curated record. The transcript has 9 exons. Bases 1 to 1239 code for a protein of 412 amino acids. Lineage: Eukaryota; Metazoa; Chordata; Mammalia; Primates; Tarsiidae.